CGUUGAGGGUUCCUUUUCACACUUUCAAAAUGGUGAGUGGAUCGUUCACGGCAUUAUUGCCUGUCUGCCGUCCUGCACCCAGGACACUCGCAGCUCCGGUCCGCUGCAUCGCUGAGCCACUUCUUGGCGACGCGCAAAAAGUGAGCAAUGGGAAGGCGCCAGCGACGCUCGAUCUCAGCAAAUCCCCCUUUUCCACAUACGAACCGGAGCCCUGGACCAUGGCCUACGCCCCGAUCGAGGAGGCGAACACACCCCCCUCAUCUUGGUACCUCAGCCCCCAGGUGGCUGAACUGGAGAAGGUUGCCAUUUUCCACAACAACUGGCAGAUGAUCGGGCACGCGAGUCAGGCGCCCAACGCUGGCGACUACUUCACAGGCAGCGUGGCCGACAUCAACUACGUCGUUGUGCGCGGGGAGGACGGCCAGCUGCGCGCAUUCCACAAUAUCUGCCGACAUAAGGCUGCGCCAGUGGCGGAGGGCAGCGGCUGUGUGCAGAUGUUCGAGUGCAUGUACCACGGCUGGCAGUACGAUCAUGAGGGGCGGUUCAGGGGGGCGACGAAGCUGAAGGGCAUCAAGAAUUUCAAGGCCCAAGACUACGGCCUCGUGCCCAUCCGGCUUGACACCUGGGGCCAGUUUGUCUUCAUCCUUGCAGACCCCACCAGCGAGAGGGGCAGCGUAGCAGACUGGCUGGGAGAGGGCGGGCGCAAGAUGGAGGCAUGCGACAUGAAGGCACCAGACCUUGUGCACGUGCGAACGGUGCCCUACGACCUCGACUGCAACUGGAAGGUCUUCAACGACAACUACCUCGACACGUGCUACCACUGCCCGUUUGCGCACCCGGGCCUAUGUGAGGCGCUGGACAUGGACGAGUACCACAGCGUCUGCUACGAGCACAACUCCUUCCAGUUCUCUCCGCUCGCGCCGCCCGAGGAACGGCCGCAGGAGGGCGGCGAGUGGGACACCAUCACCGCCAACCGCAUCGAGGGCGACGGCCGGGGCCCCAGCUACACAUUUGUGUACCCCAACAUCAUGGUCAACCGCUACAGCCUCUGGAUGGGCACCAUGCGGGUGUUGCCUCUGGGUGAGAAGAAGACAAAGGUGCUGAUGGACUACUACGUGCACACCUCCAAGGUGGAUGACAAGGAGUGGAUUGACCAGGUGGUGAUGGGCGAGGACAUUGUGCAGAGGGAGGACAUGCACAUGUGCGACCUGGUGCAGAAGGGCCUCGCGUCCCCUGCCUAUGAUGUCGGCAGGUAUGCACCGUCUGUGGAGGAGCCGGUGUUCCACUUCCACAAGCUGGUGCACAGAGACCUUGUGGGGCAGUAAAGAAGAACAAUGGCAGGGUAGAGAUCUCCAACUGGAAUCUCUUUGUAAAGUACAUAUGAUUCCCCGUUAAGCAAGUCAAUCAAGUUACAGCCUGGCAGGAUGGUCUAACAGAACAGUAUGUGUACAAUGUGACGGCUCUUUAUCAUAUGAGAGAGCUUUGGCGAGGGUCUGCAUGCAUGAACAUCUGUCCAUGGAAUGAUGAAUGAUGGAAGCUCCUCUGGCGCUUUUCUAUGACGUCAAGAUUUGAUACUUUGAAUUCACCAAAACGAGGACCCUGAACUUGCAUUAGUAAUCCAACAUUUCAGCGACAACAUUGACUCACAUGCUGAUUACGGCAGCAUUCUUCUUCUGAAGCUUCAUGGCAAUCGUGUGUGAAUUUGUCAACUGUCAUGGUCUCCCAGAGGAUCGUCACACUUCUAACAUUUAAGCAACAUAU
Coccomyxa subellipsoidea C-169 is the source of this 1761-nucleotide messenger RNA. Its product is annotated as choline monooxygenase. The transcript is spliced from 12 exons. NCBI's taxonomy places the organism in Eukaryota, Viridiplantae, Chlorophyta, Trebouxiophyceae, Coccomyxaceae. Bases 219 to 1325 code for a protein of 368 amino acids. The record is from RefSeq and is a predicted model, not a curated record. Gene Ontology annotation, molecular function: iron ion binding; 2 iron, 2 sulfur cluster binding.